Diprion similis is the source of this 996-nucleotide messenger RNA. RefSeq lists its product as uncharacterized. The record is from RefSeq and is a predicted model, not a curated record. Lineage: Eukaryota; Metazoa; Arthropoda; Insecta; Hymenoptera; Diprionidae. The coding region runs from base 201 to 635 and encodes 144 amino acids. The transcript is spliced from 4 exons.
AAAAUUAUCGCGCCACGCUGUCACCUCCUUCAAGAUAAUUUUCUUAAACAUCUAAGACGCGCGUUUCUCUCGUCCACAGAUGGUCAAAGGUUGACUUCAUUUUUCGUCGUUUCGCAAAAACAAAACAAAAUAGACCAAGCGAAAAGAAUCGGUAUAAAUUCCUCGCAAGACCGCGCUUGUCCUUUUGUCUAAAGUUGACGAUGCAGACUAGCAAUCAACCACAGACGAUGCCGUCUCUACUUAACGCUCGAGGAUCGCUACCAGACAUCGCCGUAACCAUGGUUUCAGGCCGAGAGAUCCACGGGGCCUUCAGUUUGAUUGUGGACGACGUCGACUCGACGGAUUCCCUUCGGUGUAACUCGAUCGUCGGCGAAGGCCCGGAGGUGGACGGCUCGUCAACGGGAAGCAGCUCGUCGCAAUCCUCGUCGUCGCACACCCCGUUGGACAGCCCGGGUGGACCGCGAGAGAGAAUAAAGCAGAUCCAGGUGGAGGCCGAGACGCGGCGGGGUGAAUUCGCGAGGCUCCUCGAGGAGCACGCCCAGGUUGUCAGGAAGCUCAAGAUGAUGGAGGCCGAGGAACAGCUGAGCGGCUCGUCCUCAAGCGGCAACGUCCUCGGUGCGGCGACGCAGGCGUGAUCGACGAGGAUCAUCGUGUGUCGAUUGUAUGGAAAAAAAAAAGUCUUACGCGAUUAUACCCACCGAGAUAUGUAUGCAUGUAUGUAUGUAUGUAUGUAUGUAUGUAUGUAUGUAUGUAUGUACACACACCCACUUUGUGUGCCGUAGUGCUGCUUGAUUCGAAUGCAAAUACCCAUCCCCGUGUGCACUCGAAGCAAACCUAUAAUACCUGUUACUAUAUGUAUAUACCUAUAAUGAUUAAUGGAUGUAUACCCCACUGAAAAAUAUGCAGAAUUUAGAGCUCGAUCGGCGUUCCCGGUUUCGUUAAUAACGUAGAGAUGUCGGGGUAGUUUUCUUUACUUCUUUACUUUUUUCACAAUUU